Messenger RNA from Rhea pennata, 3455 nucleotides. RefSeq names its product N-acetylated alpha-linked acidic dipeptidase 2 (gene NAALAD2). The transcript is spliced from 19 exons. NCBI's taxonomy places the organism in Eukaryota, Metazoa, Chordata, Aves, Rheiformes, Rheidae. The coding region runs from base 33 to 2255 and encodes 740 amino acids. Gene Ontology annotation, molecular function: carboxypeptidase activity. The record is from RefSeq and is a predicted model, not a curated record.
GACUGCAGAGCUGCUGGCUACCACAGUGCCGUAUGGCUGGGAGCAGGACCACUCUCUGCACAUGGCUGGGCUGCCCUGGGCUGCUGGGCUGUUUCUUGCUGGGCUUCCUUGCAGGAUGGUUUACAAAACCGACUGAGAAACCAACCAGUCCAGCAGAUAUCUAUCAAAAUGCGAAACAGAAACUUAUGGCUGAAAUGAAAGCAGAAAAUAUCAAGCAAUUCCUCCGUUCUUUCACAAAGUUUCCUCACCUCGCAGGAACAGAACAGAAUCUUUUUCUUGCCAAACAAAUUCAAGGCCAGUGGAAGGAAUUUGGAUUGGAUUCAGCAGAACUAGUUCAUUAUGAUGUCCUUCUUUCCUACCCAAAUGAAACCCAGCCAAACUACAUCUCAAUAAUUGAUGAUCAAGGGAAUGAGAUUUUCAAUACAUCAUUUUUUGAACCACCUCCUCAAGGAUAUGAAAAUGUUACUGGUAUUCUGCCACCAUAUAAUGCUUUUUCAGCACAAGGAAUGCCAGAGGCAGAUCUGGUAUAUGUGAACUAUGGCCGCACUGAAGAUUUUUUUAAGCUGGAGCGUGAAAUGGGAAUUAAUUGUACAGGAAAGAUUGUCAUUGCCAGAUAUGGGAAGAUCUUCAGAGGAAACAAAGUUAAAAACGCCAUAUUAGCGGGAGCUCAAGGGAUCAUACUUUAUUCAGACCCUGCUGACUACUGUGCCCCAGGAGUAGAUGCUUAUCCAGAUGGCUGGAACCUUCCAGGUGAAGGAGCCCAGCGUGGGAAUGUACUAAACUUGAAUGGAGCUGGAGACCCUCUAACACCAGGUUAUCCUGCAAAAGAGUACACUUUCCGGUAUAAAGUUGAAGAAGGAAUAGGGAUUCCCAAGAUCCCAGUUCAUCCCAUUGGAUAUCAUGAUGCAGAAGUGUUAUUACGUACAAUGGGAGGACCUGCGGCUCCAGACAGCAGCUGGAAGGGAAGUCUCAAUGUGUCUUAUAAUAUAGGGCCUGGGUUUGCACACAACUUUUCUACAAGAAAAGUCAGAAUGCAUGUUCAAAUAAACAAUCAAAUAACACGAAUUUACAAUGUCAUUGGCAUCCUCAGAGGAGCUAUGGAACCAGACAGGUAUAUUAUUUUAGGAGGUCACAGAGAUUCCUGGGUAUUUGGUGGUAUUGACCCAUCUACUGGGGCUGCUGUUUUUCAAGAGAUUGUUCGGAGUUUUGGAAAAAUGAAGAUGGAAGGUUGGAGACCUAGGCGAACUAUUAUUUUUGCUAGCUGGGAUGCAGAAGAAUUUGGAUUGUUGGGUUCCACAGAAUGGGCUGAGGAAAAUGCCAAAGUCCUCCAGGAGCGAGCAGUUGCAUACAUCAACACAGAUUCUUCUAUAGAAGGCAACUACACAUUAAGAGUUGACUGCACCCCCCUUCUCUACAAACUCGUGUAUAAACUGACAAAAGAGAUUUUAAGCCCUGAUGAGGGUUAUGAAAGUAAGUCUCUUUAUGAAAGCUGGCUUGAGAAAGACCCUACAACUGAAAAUAAUAGUUAUCCCAGAAUAAACAAACUAGGAUCAGGCAGUGAUUUUGAAGCCUACUUUCAGCGACUGGGAAUUGCAUCAGGCAGAGUUCGUUAUACCAAGAAUAGGAAAGCUGACAAAUUCAGCAAUUAUCCUGUUUAUCACACUGUGUAUGAGACUUUUGAAUUAGUGGAAAAAUUUUAUGAUCCCACCUUCAGGAAACAGCUAACAAUUGCCCAGUUACGAGGCCAACUGGUUUAUGAACUUGCAGAUUCCUACGUCAUUCCUUUCGACUGUCGAGAUUAUGGAGAAGCCUUAAAAGGAUAUAGUAAUAGAAUUUAUAAAUUGGCCAAAAAAUAUGAAGAAGAACUGAAAACUUACAAAAUAUCAUUUGAUUCACUUUUUUCCGCUGUGGCAAAUUUCUCAAAGGCUGCUGCUGAGUUUCAUAGGAGACUUGAACAAGUUGACAUGAAUGAUCCAGUUGCAGUGCGAAUCAUGAACGAUCAGUUGAUGUUUGUAGAAAGAGCUUUUAUUGAUCCUCUUGGCUUACCGGGCAGGAAAUUUUACAGGCAUGUCAUCUUUGCUCCGAGCAGUCACAACAAGUACGCCGGAGAGUCCUUCCCAGGAAUCUAUGAUGCCAUGUUUGAUAUUGAAAACAAAGCAGAUCAGCAUGGAGCCUGGGAAGAAGUGAAGAGGCAGAUUUCCAUUGCAGCUUUCACAGUGCAGGCAGCAGCAGGGACACUGAAAGAAGUAGCAUAGGAUGAUGCUUUUGAAAAGCUCAGGCAAACAGCAAAGUCUAAAGUUCACUGCAGUGGUCCUACUGUAGCAACAUAGUCUCUUCUAACUACCUAUCACUUCUUUCCAGCCUUCUGAAUACAUGCAAAUGUUCUGGUAGGAUGAGCAAGAGCUUUGUGUGUCAGAGAUUUGUGAGCUAGAAAUUACUGCUUCUCUAGUACUGGCAAAACUGUAGCUUUAAGAGAAACACUAGAUGAAAGCAAAGUUUUAGGGAGGAGAAAAACAAUUAGUUCACAAUUAGAUUUUUUGUGAAGGAUCUGCUGAUUCUGAGGUCUUGAUUUUUUGGACGUACAAUUACAAAACCAGUUAUUUGCAUAGGUGUCUGUAAAUCUUAUCAUCUGUAGCAGUGAUCAACAGCAAACAUUUCAAAGAAAAAUAUCAGUGCUCAGCAAAUAUAUUUUUCUUCUUCUAAUAAUGACUUCUAUAAUGUAAGACACUGAAGCCAUUCCUUCAUUUUAGAACCCCUUCAGUAGGGCUAGUGAGGGCUCAUUUGCUUUCUUAUCUUGAAGAAUAAACACAUAUACACAUAUAUAGAUAUAUGUAGAGACCCUUUUUUUGAAGGGAGUAAAAGGGCUACUAGACAUGCCUGGUCAUCAGAGAACACAGCUGUUUUUUUGCAGAAACCUGAUUUCUCUGUAUUUUACAAAGAGACUCUUGAACACUAAGUGUCUACCCCUGUGAAAAUCACUGUGCACCUCCCUGCUUUAUUCAGAAAAUCUUACUUCAGAAAUCACAGACUUAGGGGGAUAACAGAACUGAUCUUUCUGUUCCUUCUGAAACUUUCACUAAUCCCACAGCAGUGGCAGCUGUUGUUCCUUUUUCCCUGGGAGUGCUAUUGCUAUUUCACGCAGAGGUGUCACCUUCCAACUGAGGGAGAUGGAGGACAUUGUCACUGCACAGGGUGAUACUAGUGUUGGCUGUGCAAAAAGGGGAAUGGAAUUUGCAGCAUGUCUUUUUUGAUUGCUUCAGGCUUGAUUUCAUGCAGUAGUUCUGCCUUCUGAUAAGAGCAGAAGUAAGUUUUCAUUAGGAGCUGCAUAUACAUUCAAGGAGAAAUUCAAAUGCAUUAAAAUGAUAGUAGUACAAAACUCUUUAAUUUACAAAAAAAUUAUUCUUGUUCAGUUGACUUUUGUGUACUACCUAUCCAUCUGUUUUGCAACUAAUAAA